Hypomesus transpacificus is the source of this 8451-nucleotide messenger RNA. RefSeq names its product ATP-binding cassette, sub-family A (ABC1), member 7 (gene abca7). The record is from RefSeq and is a predicted model, not a curated record. The coding region runs from base 143 to 7372 and encodes 2409 amino acids. Gene Ontology annotation, cellular component: intracellular membrane-bounded organelle; membrane. Gene Ontology annotation, biological process: lipid transport; transmembrane transport. Gene Ontology annotation, molecular function: ATP binding; ABC-type transporter activity; ATP hydrolysis activity. The transcript is spliced from 49 exons. Lineage: Eukaryota; Metazoa; Chordata; Actinopteri; Osmeriformes; Osmeridae.
ACAACACUAUACUGAGCAAUGAAGAGUUUAGGUCAAUGAAGGACCGGACAUUCUUUUUUGGGACAUUUACACAGUAUAAAAAGGAGUAUAAUCAGACAUACAGAGUGGAGCACUAUGACCCCUUAAGAUCUCAGUGUAAGAUAUGGGGAUCUGUACCCAGCUCGGUCUCCUGCUUUGGAAGAACAUAACCUACCGCAGGAGAAACAAGAUUCAGUUGAUUAUCGAGCUGCUCUGGCCCCUCUUCCUCUUCCUCAUCCUCAUCUCUGUGCGGCAAUCUCACCGCCCCUACAAGCAGAGUCAAUGUCAUUUCCCCAACAAAGCCCUCCCUUCAGCGGGCACUCUGCCCUGGAUACAGGGCAUCGUCUGCAACAUCAACAACCCCUGCUUCCACAGCCCCACCCCAGGAGAGACCCCGGGGCGGGUUGGAAACUUUGAUAACUCCAUACUGUCUCGGCUCAUGGUGGACACCCAGACCAUCCUGUCCUACAGUGGGAACCAGACAGCCUUUGCAAGCUUCCAGAACCUUCUGGAGACGAUCCAGAGACUGGGAGAAAGACCAGAAGCCUGGCCAAAUUUACCUGUGGGGGAAUACCUGAGAGCCAAUGAGACAUUUUCCAACUUCCUACUGACCAAUGGUUUGUCUCGAAGUGCUGUGGACCAGUUGUUGAAGUCACGCCUCAACCUUCAGGUGGUGUCUCUGGCGGGAGAGGGACUGAUGCUGAAGGACAUUGUGUGUAACGCCAGCCUGCUGGGCCAGUUCCUCACGGCGGAGGAAGGGGAGGAGCCGCAGGGCCUGCAGAGACAGCUGUGCGCGCUACAGUCCGACACGCUGCAGGACGCGGAGCAGCGUUUUCUCUCCCAGCUCGACUUCACCAAGUUCUUCACGAGAGACAGGCUGAGGGCCAAUGCCGGAGACCUGAGGGUCAUCAGCCAGGCUGUCACUGAUGUGUCCCAGGAGUUCUCCGUCAUCAUGGAUGACCUCUCGUCUCUCUCCAGCUUUGUGGAGCUCAACGCGGAGCUGCGGCUGCUGUCGCCCGAGAACCGCUCCUCCGUGCCGCGGCAGAGCUUCAGGGCCUUCUCCAGGAUCAUGUGUGGACACCCAGAGGUGGGAGGGGAGAAGAUCCCCUCUCUCAACUGGUACGAGGACAACGAUAUCAAGUCCUUCCUGGGCAAGAACGGCACUGAGGUGACCGACAUGGACGACGACAACACCACCACCCCAUACUGUAAAAGCAUGAUCCAGAACCUGGAGUCCAAUCCCUUGUCUCGCAUCGUGUGGAGAGGAAUCAAGCCUCUGUUCAUUGGGAAGCUGCUGUACACACCUGACACCCCUGCAAUUCAGGAAGUCAUGAAAGAGGUAAACAGGACGUUCCAGGAUCUGCAGAUUCUGGAGGACCUGAACGGUGCCUGGAUCGAUGUGGGACCUCGUAUUAGGACAUACAUGGAGAGCAGUGUUGAGAUUCAGCUGCUGCAGGAUUUGCUGAAGCGACCGGAGGUGGCCGUGCUGGUCAACCUGCGUCUGGAGAACACCAGCUGGACGGCCUCCCGUAUCGCCCGCUUCCUGUCCACGCCGCCGCCCGGCACCCCCAGGAAAGAGGGGGCUCCGCCCACCUGGCUGGACGUGUACAACGACGUGAACAGCACCAUCACCACCCUCGCUCAAGUCACACAGUGCUUCUCUCUGAACAAGCUGGAGGGGGUGGCGUCAGAGGGGGCUUUGAUUGAGAGGGCGUUGGACCUCCUGGAGGACAGGCAGUUCUGGGCAGGCAUCGUCUUCCUCCUCCCCAACUCCUCCUCCGACAGCCUCCCUCCUCACGUCACCUACAAGAUCCGCAUGGACAUCGAUGACGUCACGCGCACAAACAAAAUCAAGGACAGGUUCUGGGAUCCAGGCCCUGCGGCUGACCCCUUCAACGACAUGCGCUACAUCUGGGGGGGGUUUGUGUACGUGCAGGACCUGGUGGAGCGGGCGGUGUCGCGGGUUCUGAGCGGCAUGCAGCAGACCACGGGCAUCUACCUGCAGCAGAUGCCCUACCCCUGCUACGUGGAUGACGUCUUCCUGCGCGUGCUGAACCGCUCGCUGCCCCUCUUCAUGACGCUGGCGUGGAUCUACUCGGUAGCCAUGAUCAUCAAGGGCGUGGUGUACGAGAAGGAGGCCCGUCUGAAGGAGACCAUGAGGAUCAUGGGCCUGGGCACGGGCACGCUGUGGGUCAGCUGGUUCAUCAGCAGCUUCGUGCCUUUCCUCAUCAGCGCCGGGCUGCUCAUCGCCCUGCUCAAGUGGGGGGACAUCCUCCCCUACAGCGACCCCUCCGUGGUGUUCUUCUUCCUGACAGCGUUUGCCACCGCCACCAUCAUGCAGUGCUUCCUCAUCAGCACCUUCUUCUCCCGGGCCAACCUGGCUGCCGCUUGCGGGGGACUCAUCUACUUCGCCCUCUACCUGCCCUACGUCCUGUGUGUGGCCUGGCGGGACCAUCUCAACACCACUCACCGCAUCCUCGCCAGCUUCUUCUCCCCGGUGGCCUUUGGCUUUGGCUGCGAGUACUUCUCCCAGUACGAGGAGCAGGGCGUGGGCAUCCAGUGGUUCAACCUGCGCUCCAGUCCCACGGAGGGAGACACGUACAACUUCACCACCGCCAUCGUCCUCCUGUAUGUGGACGCCUUCCUCUACGCCGCCGCGGCCUGGUACAUCGAGGCCGUUUUCCCAGGGGAGUUUGGGAUUCCCAGACCCUGGUACUUCAUCUUCCAGCUCAACUACUGGGGUGGGAUUCCCCUGGAGGCUGGCAUGCCCCUCCCCCCUGUACCCAGAGACCACAACCAAGAUCGUAUUGAACCGGAACCCACACACCUCAUGCUGGGAGUGGCUAUCCAUAACCUGGUCAAAAUCUACAAACAGGGUGCCAAGCUAGCCGUCAACAACCUCAACCUCAAGUUCUACGAGGGGCAAAUCACCUCCUUCCUGGGUCACAACGGUGCCGGCAAGACCACCACCAUUUCCAUCCUGACCGGCCUGUUCCCCCCCACCGCCGGGACGGUGUACAUCAAGGGAAUGGACAUCCGCACGGACAUGGACAUCAUCAGGAGAACUCUGGGGGUCUGUCCCCAGCACAAUGUUCUCUUUGACAUCCUGACUGUGGAGGAGCACGUGUGGUUCUACGGCCGUAUGAAGGGCAUGUCCGGGGAGGACGUGAGGGAGGAGAUCGACACUCUGCUGGAGGACGUGGGACUGCUGCACAAGCGCCAUGAGCAGACCAAGAACCUGUCCGGGGGCAUGCAGAGGAAGCUGUCGGUGGCGAUAGCAUUCGUGGGGGGCUCCAAGGUGGUGGUCCUGGACGAGCCCACGGCCGGGGUGGACCCCUACUCUCGGAGGGGCAUCUGGGACCUGCUGCUCAAGUACCGCAAGGACCGCACCAUCAUCCUGUCCACCCACUACAUGGAUGAGGCCGACUUGCUGGGGGACCGCAUCGCCAUUAUCUCCCAAGGCAGGCUGUGCUGCUGCGGCUCUCCCCUCUUCCUGAAGGCCCGCCUGGGCACGGGCUACUACAUCACCGUGGUCAAGAAGGAGGGACUGGAGACCCGGCCGGCCAACAGCGCCAGCGCUCACAAGCUGCCCCCUCCCACCAAGGACAGCGACUCGUCCAUGAGCGAUGACACAGGGCUGGGCAGCGACGUGAGCGGCUCAGACCUGGCAGCGUUAUUGGCCCUCGCUCAGCAUCAUAUCCCAGGGGCUCGGCUGGUGGAGGACCUGGGGCGUGAGGCGGUCAUCAACCUGCCCCAGACCUGUGCAGAGGAGAGCAGUUUGGCCAUCUUCCUCACAGAGCUGGAACACAGGAAGGCAGAGUUGGGGGUGUCCAGCUACGGCCUGUCUGACACCACCUUGGAGGAGAUCUUCCUGCGCGUGGCCGAGGAGACGGGAGUGGACGUCGACCCAGAGGAGAACCCCAGGCAGGCUGGCACACCGCCAAGCCAGGGCCCAAGCCAGGCCCCACAGGGUGGGGCGGCUGAGGACUUAGAGACAGAGCCCCAGGAGACGGACCUGCUGAGUGGAGAGGGCAGAGGAGGGGUCCCUCUGACUGGCUGGUGGCUGACCUGGCAACAGCUGCGGGCUCUCUUCAUUAAGAGAUGGCUGUACGCGCUUCGCAGCCGCAGAGGCUUCUUUGCUCAGAUCGUGCUUCCUGCUGUGUUUGUGUUGAUCGCUCUUCUGUUCAGCCUGGUCGUUCCUCCGUUCGGGAAGUACCCUGCUCUUGAGCUGCAGCCCUGGAUGUACGGUGAACAGUACACCUUCUACAGUAAUGAUGCCCCUGGGAAUCCUGCUAUGGAGAAUAUUCUGGAUGCCCUUCUGGACGGACCAGGGUUUGGCACUAAGUGCAUGGAGGACAGCAAGAAUGUCCAGUGUGAGGCUGCGGAGCGGGGCUCCAUGUACAUGCGCCCCCAGGUGUCCUUCUCCACCUGGCAGAUGUUCAACAAAGGGAACUGGAGCCGAGAGAAGGCCUCUCCUGACUGCCAGUGCAGCACGGAGGAGGUGCGGAGGAUGCUGCCAGACUGCCCUCAGGGGGCCGGGGGUCUGCCCCCUCCACAGAUUAAAAGAUUCACUGGUGACAUACUGCAAAAUAUGACUGGCCGCAACAUAUCUGACUACUUGGUCAAGACCUACCCUCAGAUCCUAAAGAAAAGCCUAAAGACUAAAAAGUGGGUCAAUGAAUUCAGAUACGGGGGCUUCUCAUUGGGUGGGCAAGCCAGCCAGGCAUUACCGCAGGUGCACCACAUCCAGGACUCUGUGACGUCUGUCAGAUCACGCUACAGAGUAGCACAGAAUACCUCACUGGACCUGCUCUUGGGUCGACUUCCAGAGUUUCUAAGUGGACUGAACAGUCAAAACAACGUGAAGGUGUGGUACAACAACAAAGGCUGGCAUGCCGUGACAUCGUUCGUCAAUGUCAUGAACAACGGCCUACUGCGUGCCAGCCUGCCUCCCGGACCGGAGAGGAUGAGGCAUGGCAUCACUGCAUUCAACCAUCCCCUCAACCUCACCAAGGAGCAACUCACUGAGAUGGCCAUGAUGACAACCUCAGUGGACGUACUCGUGUCCAUCUGUGUGAUUUUCGCCAUGUCCUUCGUUCCGGCCAGCUUUGUGCUGUUUCUGAUUGAGGAACGAGUCAGCAAGGCCAAACACCUCCAGUUUGUCAGUGGCGUCAAACCUAUUCUGUACUGGCUCGCCAACUUCACCUGGGACAUGUUGAACUACACGGUCCCGGCUACCAUGGUGGUCCUCAUCUUCAUGUGCUUCCAGCAGCAGUCCUAUGUUUCGGAGAAGAACCUGCCCGCUCUGGUCCUUCUGCUACUGCUGUAUGGCUGGUCCAUCACACCUCUCAUGUACCCAGCAUCGUUUAUCUUCUCCGUCCCCAGCACUGCCUACGUGGUCCUGACCUCCAUCAACCUCUUCAUUGGCAUCAAUGGCAGCAUCGCCACCUUUGUCUUGGAGCUGUUUGUAGACGAGCACUUGAAUGAAGUCAACAGGAUCCUGAAGAAAGUUUUUCUAAUCUUCCCUCACUUCUGUCUGGGCCGGGGCCUCAUUGACAUGGCCAAGAACCAGGCCAUGGCUGAUGCCUUCCUGAGACUGGGCACUAAGCAGAACCUGGAGCCUCUUCAGUGGGACUUUGUGGGGAAGAACUUGUUUGCCAUGGCGGUUGAAGGAUUCAUCUUCUUCAUCUUCACCAUACUGCUACAGUACAAGUUCUUCCUUAGCUGCAGGCCGUGGUCUGAGCUUGAGAUGCCUCCGCUGGGCCCGGAGGAUGAGGACGUGGCCAGGGAGAGAGAGAGGGUGAAGAGUGGAAAGGCCCAAGCCGACAUCCUCACCAUGAUGGACCUGAGCAAGGUGUAUAAAGCUGGAAAGAAACCGGCUGUGGAUCGACUGUGUCUGGGGAUCCCACGUGGUGAGUGUUUUGGCCUGCUUGGAGUUAACGGAGCUGGGAAGACGUCGACCUUCCGCAUGCUGACAGGAGACACCCCCAUCACCAAUGGAGAGGCUUUCCUCAGCCAUCACAGCGUGAGCACUGAAAUGGAGAGAGUGCACCAGCUGAUGGGCUACUGCCCCCAGUUUGACGCCAUCAGCGACCUGCUGACCGGACGUGAACACCUGGAGUUCUACGCCCGUCUUCGAGGGGUGUCGGAGGAACACGUUUCCAAGGUGGCCCAGUGGGGGGUGAAGAAGCUGGGACUGACUCAGUACGCCGAGCGGCAGGCCGGAGGCUACAGCGGAGGCAACAAGAGGAAGCUUUCCACCGCCAUCUCUCUCAUCGGGGCUCCUCCAAUCAUAUUUCUGGAUGAGCCCACCACAGGCAUGGACCCCAAGGCCAAAAGGUUCCUGUGGAACUGCAUCCUCAGUGUCACCAAGGAGGGAAGGGCUGUCGUUCUCACAUCUCACAGCAUGGAGGAGUGUGAAGCGUUGUGCACCCGCAUGGCCAUUAUGGUGAAUGGAAGGUUCCAGUGUCUCGGCUCUGUUCAGCACCUCAAGAACAGGUUUGGCGAUGGCUACACAGUGAUCCUGCGUCUGGCGAGCACCAAGCCCCCGGAGAACCCGUGUCCAGUGGACGUUUACAUCAAGAACUCGUUCCCCGGCAUUGAGCUGAAGGAACGCCACCAGAACGUUCUGCAGUACCAGCUGCCCUCGCACAUCUGUUCCUUGGCGCGGGUCUUUGACGUGCUCUCCAACAACGACGAGGAGCUGGGCAUCGCAGACUACUCCGUCUCACAGACCACGCUGGACCAGGUUUUUGUCAACUUUGCCAAAGAGCAGUGCGAUGACGACCAACUCAACGAGGUGAUAGUCAACAACGGAGCCACAGCAGUGGGUCACAGCAGCCGUGGGGCCUCUCCUGGACCCUCAAAGCCGUCUAACAAACCAACUCCAACAAACAAGGCUCCCCAGUCAGGAAAGUCAUCGGACAGCAAAUCCUCGGACGGCAAACCUAAAGAAGGCCAAUCAAAGGAGAGCAAAUCAAAAGAGGGCAAAUCGAAGGAGGGCAAAUUGAAGGAGGGGAAAUCCAAAGAGGGCAAAUCGAAGGAGGGGAAAUUGAAGGAGGGCAAAUCAAAAGAGGGGAAAUCUAAACAAGGAAAUCCCAACGGGGUGAUGGACAGCAGUGUGGCGAUGACCAGCCGACCGCAGCCAGAGGAGAAACCCUCAGGGUCCGAGGAGAAGCCCCGGACGAGCCAGGUUGUCAGCUGUGGGUCAAGCAGCAGCGGUGGUGGUGGUGGUAGAGAGGAGAGCAGGACGUCCACGGCCAACGGGUCCAAGAGAGCGGCAGAGAGCUCAAGCGGUAAAGAUCCGGUCGCUCUCUUCCUAGUGGGGAACGACACUCAGGAGAGCAAGGUAUAAAGUGGACCGGGAACGUAUGAGGACAUGCAAGAAGUAUGGUUGAAAUUUGGCUGAAUUCCAUUUUGUAUUAAGACAUUCGCUCCCUUGUGAAUUCCCCAAUGUUCUGAACAUACACGACCAGAUUGUCUGUAGAAUCAUUGGACUUUGUUGUCAUUUUCUGUGGAACAAGGUACAGUGCAGGUAAUUGGGUGAUGUUUUUGCUAGCUUUCUGUUGUGGGAUCUUUUAAGAAACUGCUACAGAAAGUCCAAAGACAAAAAAAAACAUGAAAUUAAUAUGAGCGUGUGCUAUGUCGAAUAGGGAAUCGCGUUACGCAUACCAUCCCAACAUCCAAAUUGAUAUAUGUUUAAGCUCACUGGAAAUGGUGUCAAAAGAAAACAUACAAAUGGAAUUCAGCAAGAGACGCAAAGUGUUCCUCUUGUGUUCUCUGGAAAAGGAAGACGCUACCAGACGACUCCUCUACAGUCUAGCUUUGGUGCCUUUUUCACUCUCUAAUACAGCUACAGUACAAUACCUCCUAAAGAGUUGAAUAUACUCAAAUACUAUGGUGCAUUUCCAUGGGACUGGUCAAUGGCUUAUCUUAUUAUAGUUUUUGUUAAAUUUUAUCUUCUUUUACCUUAAUCUUGAAUGUGUUUUGGUUUCGCGAUGACUAUGUUAAGUCAUAUUCACACCAACAAAAAAGAGUAGUCAAUCAAAUCAACGUUAAUCAAUGUUCUAACAUUUGCAUAUUUCCCUAGAACUCAUUAAAAAAUGCUGCACACAAGCUGUCCACUGAAUACAUUCAUUAGCAAUUCCAUUCCAUAUCCAUCAACAUUUUCAUUUGAAGUAUUGCACUUUUUAUUUUUUUACAGAUUCACCACAAGCACUUUCGUUAUUUUACAUUCAAAAAAAGCAUUGUAAAAAUGUGUUUAACAAUGCCUAUGUCAGGGUUGGGGAAAAUGUCACUGAGCAAUUAUUUCAAAUGCUUUUAUAUACGCUUUUGCACUUUGCAAGUAAACAAACUUGCUCUGUAAAUGUAUAUAAUUGAAAUGAACCUGACACACAGCUGAUACAGGUCAGCAGUUAUUUAUGCAUUUGUCAA